Molecule: messenger RNA, 2168 nt
Organism: Scleropages formosus (Asian bonytongue)
Lineage: Eukaryota; Metazoa; Chordata; Actinopteri; Osteoglossiformes; Osteoglossidae
Gene: mfap3l
Product: microfibril associated protein 3 like
Exons: 3
Coding region: 434-1597 (387 amino acids)
Source: RefSeq, a predicted model, not a curated record
UUUCGACAAGCACACUUCCGGUCGGGGGGUUUAACGGAAGUCAGGCCACCUCCCGUUCUGCGUCCUGCGUCCUGCGUCCCGCGUCCCCGCGUCGCUCUUCGCGGGAGAAGGGCUGUCGCCGCGUGGACACGAGCGGAUGCGCGAGUCUCAGGAAUCAUCUGAGGUGCGCACAUGCGCACUGAGCACCGCACGCUGACCUACAUCGGCGGCCGGAGGAGAGCGCUGCUGGGGGCUCGAGCGGGAGGAGGAGGAGGAGGAACCGGAAUCGCUGCGCCCUCACGAGCAUGGACCGGCACCCUGCCGUGAUGGCCGGGGACAGAUAGCCGCGGAGCGGACCGGCGUGGAUCGGAUCGGAGCGGAGCGGAGCGGACCGGCGAGGAGCGGACCGGACCUUCCUGGGCGCGUCGCGGGCGGCACCGACGUCCGGCGCGCGAUGAGCGGAGCGGAGCGAUACGAGCUGCUUCUGUGGGUGUCGGCCGUCGCUCUCCACGCCGCGGGGGCCCUGAUUCGGUCUCCGCCCGGGAGCGUCGGCGCGGACAACGGGACCGCGGCGGACGGCGGAUCGGCGCCGAUGCUCUUCGCCGGGACCGCUCAGAUCAUCGCCAGGGAGGGGAACAGCGUGGCGAUCGACUGUAACGUCACAGGCGAUCCGUUCCCCGCCGUGCGGUGGCUGAACUCGCACGGCCCCCUUCUGGACGGUGGGAAAUGGCUCAUACUGGACAACGGCAUCCUCAACAUCAGCAGCAUCGCCUUUGAAGACCGCGGGAAGUACACCUGCGUGGCCUCAAAUGUGCAUGGCGGUGCCAACUGCACGGUGACGCUGCGCGUGGUCUUCACCAACGGCGACAUGGGCGUCUACUACAUGAUCGUGUGCCUUGUCACAUUCACCAUCAUCAUGGUGCUCAACGUGACUCGCCUGUGCAUGAUGAGCAGCCACCUGAAGAAGACUGAGAAGGCCAUCAACGAGUUUUUCCGCACCGAGGGCGCCGAGAAGCUGCAGAAGGCCUUUGAGAUCGCCAAGCGCAUCCCCAUCAUCACGUCGGCCAAGACACUUGAGUUGGCCAAGGUCACGCAGUUCAAGACCAUGGAGUUUGCGCGCUACAUCGAGGAGCUGGCGCGCAGCAUCCCCCUCCCACCGCUCAUCAUGAACUGCCGCACAUUCAUGGAGGAGAUCCUGGAGGUGGUUGGUGUCGACGAGAUGAGGCACACGUUCGUGCGGCAGGCGCCCGAGGGCGCGGAGAGGGCCGCCGGCACGAGCUCGAGCGUGGGAACCCCGGACGUCUACACGAUCCUCCGCGAGCGCAGCGACUCGCCGGCUUCUGACUCGGAUGACGCGUCGCUGCAAGAGCAACCCCGGCACCUGGCCAUUCGGGUGUCGGUGCACCCCCCGCUGGCUGCCAAUGGCUAUUGCGGCUCGGAGGCCCCGCUGCCGGAGGCGAAGGGUGAGGUAGCGCCUCCGCCUCCUGCUCCUCUUCCUCCCGUGCUCUCGCCUGCGGCGCUGCAGCAAGACGCCGAGGAGGGAGAUGGAGAUGGAGAUGGGGAGGGGGGGGCUGCCGAGUCCAGGCCCACGCAGGUCAUCUACGAAAGCCACGUGUAGCCCGGUCACAGGUCGCCGGGAACAUCCAGCGUGUUUCCUGACGAGGUUGAGGAAGGACAGCCGCGGCUCCCGGGCUGCUCGUGCAGGUUCAAGAGACUCGGCCGUGGCCCGGCACGAGGCGCUUUACCCUGCUUGCAGUGGACCCCGCAGCAGAUUAUAAAUUAUGUCCCCCCGCAAGUGCUCGAGGACUGGCUUCAUGCGCAAACGUCUUAAAGGACCCCACCCUUAGUUUAGUACCGUUCUUGUUGUCGCUCAGCGUUCCUGUUCGAAGAGACUUUGUCGAGUGCAGCGCUAGCCUGGUCUUGCCUUUUAGCCAUUUUCUACCCUUCUACGAUGAAUGUUCACCCUGCAAAGAGGAGAGCGCCAGUCUCCCCCCCCCCCCCAUAAUCUCCCUAGAGAAGGUAGGGCUUCUGGCCACAGGGGGCGCUCUGCUCUCACUCCUCUUUGUUGCGGUGUGCUGGCUGUGCGCUGCCGUACGGCCCAGCCCCUCCUUGUGCUCGCUGUGGCGCUUUUUGCAGUGAAAUAAAACUCUUUGCCGUGUUGCCAUGGCUGCGUCCACAAUGAAUGCUCA